AUGUUUAACACUAAGUCCAAUUUAUUAAUCCUUUUCGGAUUGAUGUUGGUCUGUUGUUUGUCGGUCAGAUCGACCGACGCCGCAGUCCAAUCAUACAUUUGGGAUACAACUGUCGAUUGUUCGAAUAUUGCCGGUUGCGAUUUCUACAACGCCACUAACUAUGUCGGAAAUGCACCGGUUGCCGGUGUAGUGAAUGCCGGUGGUGUCAUUAUCGAUUACUCGAAUACCACCUUCACCACUCCACAAUAUAUUACAGUGAUCAACGGUAGUACCAUCGAUAAACUCUACGUACGUGGUCCACAAACUAACGGCUCGAACUUGCUCGACUUCCAAGUCUGGAGAGACGACUCCGGUUUGGUCGUCGACGGUAGCGUCUGGUUCGAUCAAGCCAACUUGGCAGUGCACGACGGUGUCUUCACUGUGAACAACGAUUUCUUCUCUCUCAACGGAUCGACUACCACCCUUGUCGAUGCUGCUUUCAUCGUUGUCGGAACCACCGACUUUAGUGAGGACAGUAGUUUCACUGGUACCAACCAAUCGACGAUCGCUUUGGACGGUGACGGAUACAUCUUCUUUGGUUGCACCCCAGUUUUGGAUCAAGAAACCAUUUUCAACGCUGGUGGUGCCAACACCACUUUCGAACGUGGUAUCAACGCCGAGACCAAUGCCGGUAUGGUUUUCUUGAACGCCACCACCCUCAACGGUAUCUCGUCCAUCCAACAACUCCGUAUUGAGAACUACGUCAAUUUGGGUAGUCUCGCCACACUCAGUAUCUCUACCUAUUGCGGAAGAGGACCAGCCACAGACAAGCCAGUCAUCAACGUCGGAAGUGGAAAUCUCCUCAUCUCUGGUGGAACUCAAGACGAGAACGCCCCAACCGUCGUCGACUUGUACGCCAUCAACGCUGGAUAUAACGGUGUCGUCAGAAUCGUCAACUUUGUCAACGUCAGCAUCGACUACGUCUCUUCCCUCGGUCCUUUCACCUUGGACACCGUCGACAACGCCUACAUUGGUGGUGCCGUCAGUCCAGUCGAUGGAGUCACCCCGAUCGUCUCAUCUCUCAACGAUUUCAGAUUGGCCGGUUCAGUCGGACUCACCGUGAAUGCCACAACCAUCCUCUCCAUCUCCUACAUCCCAUCACAGCUGUUCUCGCCAAACAACAUUGGUGCAACCAUCUAUGUCUACGGACAGACCGCACUCAUCAACGCCACCACCCUUCUCAACAGCACCAUCUUCCAAGUGCAGAGCGGUGCCAACUUUAUGGUAGAGAACGAUUUGCAAUUCACUGGUAAAGCCGGUAUCUACUUGAUGGGUGAGAUGACCUUGAACGGAACCAUCUUGUCAUUCGACCAACCCAAGCCAGCUUUCACCUUGAACGGUGGAUCGCUGUUGGCCAUCAACAACGUAACCAUCAACGGUAACGUCAACUUCCUUAACGGUUUGUUCCAGCCAUCGGGUGUCACAGUCAACGGUGACUACUACCAGAUCGGUGGAACCAUUCUUUUCCUCGGUGUCACCGGUGAGAAUCUCAUUGUAUCCGGUGACUUCACCGUCAGCGAUCAAGUACAGAUCGGAUUCGACAACGCUUUGAUUCCCGACGUUGAGGCAGUGAUUCACGUCGAGGGUCUGCCACAAGUCGAAGCUAGCAUCGUCAUCCAGAUGUCACAGGCACCAGAGCCAGACACUGAGUACUACCUGAUCUCGUCGCUCAAUCAAUCGAUCUCUGGUAUGAUCGCAUCGUUCGAUGUCGUCACCCCUGUGAUCAACUCUUACAAAUCAUCGAUUGUCCUCACCGACCCAGCCUUGAGCAUGGUCUUGGAGUUCACCUCUCAGCCAGCCGGUCACCACAACAAGAUGGCCGGUUGGAAGGUAUUCUUAAUCAUUCUCGGUGUUGUCGCUGGUAUUGCACUCAUCGGUUUAGGUUAUAGAUAUUACGUUCGUAACAAGGGUUACAUCGCUUUGUAA
Molecule: messenger RNA, 1965 nt
Organism: Heterostelium album PN500
Lineage: Eukaryota; Evosea; Eumycetozoa; Acytosteliales; Acytosteliaceae
Gene: sfbA
Exons: 1
Coding region: 1-1965 (654 amino acids)
Source: RefSeq, a predicted model, not a curated record